Molecule: messenger RNA, 1431 nt
Organism: Oryza sativa Japonica Group (Japanese rice)
Lineage: Eukaryota; Viridiplantae; Streptophyta; Magnoliopsida; Poales; Poaceae
Product: putative disease resistance protein RGA3
Source: RefSeq, a predicted model, not a curated record
AUGGAGGCAGCCAUUUCGGCAAUUGCAAGUGACCUAAUGAGCCGGUUCAUGUCCUUUCUAAUCAAGAAAUACACAGUAACUACCGUGAAAGAUGACAAGACAAAAAGGAUGAAGGAACUCCUACUCAGGGUCCAUGCAGUGGUCGAGGAAGCAGAUGGGCGAUGCAUCACAAACCCUAAGAUGCUAACUCAAUUCAAGAUGCUUGCAGAGAUCAUGUAUCGAGGGUACUACAUGCUGGACACAAUCAAUUACAAACCUCCAAAUGAUGAGGAGGUAAGAAGAUUAUCAACCGUGUCAGUUUCUUUGAAGCGCUCACGCACAAUUUUUGGUACACCUAGAAACCCAGCUAUUGAUAAUGAAUUAGAAACUGCACUGAAUAAUCUGGAAGCUGCUGUUUCUAAUAUGAAUGAGUUUGUUGUAAUGUUAGUGGGAUGUGAACGCAUGUGUCGCAGGCCCUAUGAUACUUACCUCUACACAGAUAAUUUUAUGUUUGCUCGUCAUGUCGAGAAGCAGCAGAUUAUCAACAUUUUGUUGCAAAAUCCUUGUCAUCAUAGUGCUCCUCUCGUUCUUCCGAUCAUCGGUGGUUGCAGGGUAGGAAAGAAAGCUUUGAUCAGCCAUGUCUGCAACGACGAGCGUAUUAGAUCUUACUUUUCUUUUAUUUUGUACAUCAGUGGAGACAGCAUGGGGAGAAUAGAGUAUGCAAAGUUAAAAAAGGAGACGUCUUUGAUUGUUUGUGAAUAUUUUACGGACAUUGAUGAAGAUGACUGGAUAAACUUCUAUUCUACUAUAAGUCAGAUGACAGCUGGAGGAAGUAACGUGGUAAUCAUAAGUAGGAUUGAAAAUCUUGCGAGGUUUGGAUCAGUAAAGGCAGUUCGUCUAAAUAGUUUAUCAAAAGAGGUGUACAACUAUCUUUUCAAGAAGUUAGCAUUUGGAAGCAUUGAUGAAAAGGAAGAUCCUAAGAUGGCAUCGGUUGCAAAUGAUCUUGCAGUAGUCCUUGGUGGAUCCCUGAUAACAGCAAAUGUGAUUGCUGACUUGCUUAGAAGGAAUCAUGAUGUUCACUUCUGGCUCCACAUAUUGCAACGCUUCGAGGGGAUGGUCAAGAAUAAUUUAUCAAAAUAUGGUGAACAUCCAAAAGAUAUCAUUGAGAAAGAGAAGCCAGUAGAUGCCACUAGAUUUGUGUCAUCUUAUCCUACUCGUCUUCAUAUCAUGCCACCUCGAGUAGAAAGGGACGAUCUUCCAAACAUAGGAAUGCCAACUAUAUUCUUCGGAGAUCUAAUAGCUGGAUCUGUGGCAAUUCCAAAUGGUGAUUUUGAAAUAGUAACAUGGAAAUCACGAAUACCACCUUAUACUAAGUAUGUAUCAUCUGGUACAUCUUUUGUCGAUGACAAGAAUGGAUUCAAAACUAUGAGAAAGCGCCGAUCUAGUAGUUAA